Molecule: messenger RNA, 837 nt
Organism: Westerdykella ornata
Lineage: Eukaryota; Fungi; Ascomycota; Dothideomycetes; Pleosporales; Sporormiaceae
Exons: 3
Coding region: 1-837 (278 amino acids)
Biological process (GO): lipid homeostasis; mitochondrion organization
Cellular component (GO): mitochondrial outer membrane
Source: RefSeq, a predicted model, not a curated record
AUGGGCGACGGGCUGCCGGAGACACCAGACGCGGGCAUGGAGGUAACGGGGCUCACGGAAGUGGAACCCUCGCCGGUGGAGGAGACUCCUAUAGAGUUCAAGGAGGAAUAUUUUCCCUUCUCCACCGUGCGGUCCGCCUCUCCCACAACGUCAGUGUUAGGGCUGGGAAGUCAUGGCCCGGCAUAUUACCUCACACGCGUCCAGAAAUACUCCUCGUACGCCUUCACCGUCUUCACAGCAUUCCACAUCACGAACACUUCCAUCAUCCCGCUCCUCACCAAGUCUGUCACUGAAAGCAACCGCUACCUCCUUCUCACGCGACCGUACUAUCAAUCCGCGCUUACUGAGCCGUUACUAGUCGCUAUACCCCUCGUUGCUCACAUCACUUCCGGCCUAGCAUUGCGGUUCUACCGACGAAGCCAGUCACUGCGCAGAUAUGGAGCGGAGACGAGACGAGAUAAGAAGACGAUACCGUGGCCGCCACUAAGUGGGACGAGUGCGCUGGGGUAUCUGAGCGUUGUGGCCGUGGGCUCUCACAUGUGGACGACGCGAAUACUACCGCUGUACAUGCAUGGGGAUAGUUCGCUCAUAAACCUCUCCUACGUCAGCCAUUCGUUUGAGCUGUUUCCCUAUCUCGCAUUUGGCGGGAUGACAGCACUGGUUGGGAUAGCAACAUGGCAUACUGUAUGGGGAUGGGCAAAGUGGCUAGGUUUCCUGCCUUCCCAGGUCACUGUGACUGACUCGAGGAGACACUUGAUCAAGAAGAGGCGGUGGUACAUGAUCAAUGCAGCUUCUGCGCUUGUGGCGGGUCUCUGGAUGGCUGAAGUCUGCCAGUGA